UGGUCUUGAGCAGCACACCGUCCCUAGCCUUGAAGUUGAAGAGGAAUCCUGGAACUGAAACGCAAAGAUCAACGCAGACGAAGACGGUACGGGCACUCUUUUUCUGUUUAGUAUUUUGAACUGUUUUUCUCUUUUGUGAUCUAUUCCAAAACCGAAACACGAACACGAACUCGAAACCCAGAGCGCGGCGGUAGACCAUGGUGUCUCCGCGCACCCAAAUACCAGGACGAAGUGCUUUCUCGGAGGCUUCUGCGACCCGUCGAGGCCUAGGAUUAUCUCGACGGUUCGCUCCACACCCCAGUCCAACACCCAAUCCUGGCUUUUCUGACUGGCGACCACCACCCCGUAGAUCGCACAGUCCAAUUGCCAACGGCCAGUUUCAGUCUCGACCAGCAACGAGGUUCGAAACACCAGGGCAAUGCGCGCCAGCGCCCAGCAACCCUGAAGCUCUCCCGCACGCUUACUGGGGUCCUCAACUUUGCCGGCCGCUGUAUCGGACGUCGCACCCGCCCACCUAUUAGUCGGCAGUCCGCGGCAUACGACGUCCCACCAA
This is a messenger RNA of Fomitopsis serialis, 553 nucleotides long. RefSeq lists its product as uncharacterized. The record is from RefSeq and is a predicted model, not a curated record. Bases 198 to 521 code for a protein of 107 amino acids. The transcript has a single exon. Lineage: Eukaryota; Fungi; Basidiomycota; Agaricomycetes; Polyporales; Fomitopsidaceae.